Ochotona princeps (American pika) is the source of this 2481-nucleotide messenger RNA. RefSeq names its product tectonic family member 3 (gene TCTN3). The coding region runs from base 16 to 1842 and encodes 608 amino acids. Gene Ontology annotation, biological process: cilium assembly; smoothened signaling pathway. The transcript has 14 exons. NCBI's taxonomy places the organism in Eukaryota, Metazoa, Chordata, Mammalia, Lagomorpha, Ochotonidae. The record is from RefSeq and is a predicted model, not a curated record.
CGUCUCGAUUGCCCUAUGUGCACCCGGCAGCUCGCGCUUCUGCAGGCGUUCUUCCUGAUGUUUCCCCAGGGCGGCCGGCCUCAGCCCUCUUCCUUCCCAUCUGAGGCAGUGCCCACACCUUCGGUCCCCGCGACAGGCACGCCGGGCGAGACCGUCCAGUCCUCCUCUGUGGGGACUGCGGCGUCCCCGGCCGGACCUGAGAUCUCUGUGACGAGCUCUUCCCUGGCGACCCCUUCGGCGCCUGGGAAUAAGACCGUGGACCUCUUCCCAGUCUUGCCGAUCUGUAUCUGUGACUUGACCGCUGGCACCUGCGAUGUGAACUGCUGCUGCGACCGGGACUGCUACCUUCUGCACCCGAUGACCGUGUUCUCCUUCUGCCUUCCCGGCAGUGUCAGGUCUUCAAACUGGGUGUGUAUAGACAACUCCCUUAUCUUCCGGAGUAACUCCCCAUUUCCUUCGAGAGUUGUCUUGGAUUCAAAUGGAAUCCGCCAGUUUUGUGUCCACGUGAACAACACAAAAUUGAACUAUUUCCAGAAGCUACAAAAGGUCAAUGCGUCCAACUUUGAGGCCCUGGCUGCAGAAUUCGGAGGAGACUCCUUCGCUUCAACAGCUCCAACCCAGGCACUGCUACCUUUUUACAAGGCUGGGGACCCUGUUCUGACAUACUUCCCCAAGUGGUCUGCAGUAAGCUUGCUGAGGCAGCCUGCAGGAGUUGGAGCUGGAGGACUCUGUGCUGAGAGCAAUCCUGCAGGUUUCCUAGAGAGUAGAAGUACAACCUGCACUCGUUUCUUCAAGAACCUGGCAAGUAGUUGCACCUUUGAUCCAGCCCUUGAUGCUGCCUCUUACUAUAAUUUCACAGUCUUGAGGGUUCCAAGAGGUAUGACUGAUCUGCAGAAUAUGAAGUUCCAGGUGCCUGUAACACUGGCCUCUCAGGCUGACCCUCCUUUCUUGGCUGGAAACGCGUGUCAGAAUGUCGUUUCCCAGGUCAUCUAUGAGAUAGAGACCAAUGGGACUUUUGGAAUACAGAGAGUCACUGUCAGUUUUGGUCAAACCAACUUGACCGUGGAACCAGGAGCUUCCCUACAGCAGCACUUCAUCAUUCGUUUCAAGGCUUCUCAACAAAGCACCGCUGCUGCUCUGCCUGGACCCAGAAGCGGGAAUCCUGGCUUUAUUUUUGGGAAACCGCUCUUGGCUUUAACUGGUGAUAUAAGUCACUCAAUGACCCUCUUACAGAGCCAGGGUAAUGGAAUGUGCUCUGUUAAGAGACAUGAAGUACAGUUUGGAGUGAAUGCAAUAUCUGGAUGCAAGCUCAGGCUGUCGAGGGCGGGCUGUCCCGGCCUGCAGCGGGAGAUUUAUCAGGCUCUUCACGGACAGCCACGAGCAGAGUACGUUGCCAUCUUUGGUAACGCAGACCCGGCCCAGAGAGGAGGGUGGACCAAGAUACUCAGGAGGAGCUGCAGUCUUUCGGCUGUGAACUGUACUUCUUGCUGUACCAUACCAGUUGCCCUGGAGAUCCAGGUGUUGUGGGCUUACGUAGGCCUUCUGUCCAAUCCACAAGCUCAUGUGUCCAGAGCCCGAUUCCUGUACCAGUGCCAGACAAUACAGGAUGCCCAACAAAUAAUGGAAGUUUCUUUGACAACUCUUGUGAAUUUUGUGGACAUUACCCAGAAGCCAGAGCCUCCAAGGGGCCAGCCCAGAGUGGACUGGAAAUUACCAUUUGACUUCUUUUUUCCUUUCAAAGUGGCAUUCAGUAGAGGAGUAAACUUGCAAAAAGGUUCAGGGCCCCUCAGCCUUAUUCUGUGCCUGUUACUACUUGGAGUUCUCAACUUAGAAACUAAGUGAAGGACGAGAUUAAUUCGAUUUCAGUUUUCCCUAUGGGAAGCUCUGAAACAGCCUGCUAAUCCUGGCUCCAUAGAGCCUCACUUACUCAUGAUGAGGGGAGGACAUUUGGGAUAAUAGAGCUGAAGGCUGCUUUCGGUAUGAAAGUAAUCAAAAUGCUCCAUCCAUCAUAGCUGUCUACGGAGGGCUCUGUGGGCUACCAGCUACACAUCAGUCUCUACUUCUCAAAGAAGGCAGGCAGCCAUCCUCAGCCCACCCAGUUGGGUUAUACCCAACUAAAGGCUUACAGGACCUUUAUCCACCUGCUCACAGGCACAGUCAAACCCAGCAGACAGGAGAACGCGCUCAUGCUGUCACCCAGAUUGAACCCAGAAAUGACUGCCUUUUGGACGUCAAAGGAACUGUUCAGGUGGAAAACUGUUGGCUAUAUAGUCUGUCUGGUUCCUUUGCCAAAGUCUGACGACACUGUUUGCCCAGCCAUGAGUGAGGAAAGCAGUUCUUCCUGCUCAGUUUCCACCAUGAAGGUAGAACCCCAGCUCCCUUUUCUACAAGCAAACGACCCUCCACCUAUUCAUCUCUGUUCUUUCUUUCUUUUAUUUUAAUGAUGCAAAGUAAAACUGAUUGAAAACUUUGUUGCACUAA